AAGUCAGUCAAGUGUCCCUAAAAUUCCACAUCUAUAAUGACUUUCCAACCACAAGAGUAAGAGAUAUGAUUCAGUUGGUCUUGCAUGAAUGGCACCUAUCGUAAUCGUACUCUUGCUAUAUAUACAUAGCUUAACAAAGAAGCGAGAUAUGAACCCUAAUUAUAAUUCAGGUUUGCUUUCUUUAAUUAAUCAAUGGAUAGCAAUAAUAUACUUUGGAAGAAGCAAUAUGUGUUUGCAAUGAUGUUGAGCACAUUAUGCAUGAUAUCCAGUUGUUGCGACGUGAGAGAUAAAGAAAUCCUGUUGAAGUUCAAAGAAGGAGUCACUGACCCAUCGGGACUCCUAUCUUCAUGGAAGCAGGAGCAGGAUUGCUGCCAGUGGAAGGGAGUCAGAUGCCACAACAUCACUGCCAGAGUCAUAAAUCUCACUCUCUCGUGUGAUUAUUAUGAUCCUGUAGAACUUGUAGAACAUGAUGAUUAUUAUUUGCAGAAAUGCCUUACAGGUGACAUCAAUCUCUCUCUAUUGGAUAUGGAAUACUUACAAUCUUUGGAUUUGAGUUUCAAUGACUUUACAACUAUCUCAUCUGAUUCCACUCUCAACUCUUCAACUCUCAAUUACAUUGAUCUAUCAUACAACAGAUACCUUUCUAUCAAGAGUCUUGAGUGGCUCUCUCGCAUUCCCUCCUUGGAAUACAUAGACCUCAGUAACAUUGAUCUUCACAUGCAAACUAACUGGCUUCACUUUGUGACGGUGCUUCCAUCAUUGGUGGAGCUCCACUUAGAGGGCUGUAACCUUGAAAGCAUAAGUCCAUCUCUAGGCUAUGCUAAUUUUAGCGCAUCACUCCAGGUUAUUGUUCUUUCCGGUAAUUCUUUUCACUCGGAGUUGCCUAAAUGGAUAUUCAAUCUUAGUUCUCAGGUCCAUCAGAUUGACCUUUCAAGUAAUCAUUUUAUGGGUCAGCUACCAAAUACGUUGCCAAAUCUUCAUUCUUUGAUUAGCCUUCAAUUGCAUGAUAAUUACUUAAAUGGCUCAAUUCCAGAUUGGAUAGGCCAACUUCACUAUCUCACCACAUUUGAAAUUGAUAACAACCAUUUUUCUGGAUUUUUUCCUACAAAUUUGGGAAAUUUGUCAUCCCUAGACACCUUGGCGGCAUUCGGAAAUCUCUUCACAGGGGUUGUGUCUGAAAGAAAUUUUGCAAAACUGAAAAAUUUGAAAUUCUUGUCUUUGGAAUCACCAUACAUCACCUUUGAUUUUGAUCCCCUCUGGAUACCACCUUUCCAACUUGACAAGCUGUACAUUGGACCACUGCACCCUACACUUCCUCAAUGGUUAUAUACACAGACAUCUCUCUAUUCUCUCAUCAUUGAAAACUCAGAGUUCUUGCUUGAAGCUGCUGACAAUAACAAGAAGUUUUGGAGAUUUACAUCCACAAUUCAGCAUCUAGAUUUCUACAACACCACAAUAGAAGGGGACUUGUCAGAAGUGGUGCUGAAUUCCAGCAUCAUAGAGCUGACAUCAAAUAAUUUCAAAGGUGGUCUACCUCGACUUUCAUCCAAUGUUGUUUUCUUCCAACUAUACAACAGUUCUCUAUCAGGGUCCAUCUCUCAUCUUUUGUGCCACAGCAAGAAAAGCAACAAGAAAUUGCAGUACUUGGACAUCUCUGAUAAUAAUUUAUCUGGAGGGCUAACAGACUGUUGGAUGAAUUGGAAGUCGCUGGUUUAUGUUAAUCUGGGAGGCAACAAUCUUAGUGGCAGCAUACCCCCUUCAAUGGCUUUAUUGUCGAAUCUCACAUCACUGCAUCUGCAUGAAAAUAAUUUGUCUGGGGACAUAUCUUCUUCAUCACUUCAGUAUUGCCGCUCCCUGUCCAUUCUUAAUGUCCGCCAGAAUAGCUUCUCUGGAAACAUACCAAAGUGGAUGCCGCAGAGUAUAAGGAUUCUCCAGUUAAGGUCCAACCAAUUCAUUGGUAACAUUCCCACACAGAUAUGUCAAAUGCCUUUCCUCAUUGUUUUGGAUAUUGCAUAUAACAAAAUCUCAGGACAUAUACCCAAAUGUCUAAACAACAUCACAUCCUUUGUUAACAUGCAUUAUUCAACCAGUUGGAUUUUCUAUGAAUUCUUUGAUGGAAAGGCUUUCUUUAUAUACAUUGACGACCUUAUAUUGCUUGUAAAAGGUCAACAAUCGAAUUAUUAUAAAAACCUGAAGCUGAUGCGCAUGGUUGAUCUUUCAAGUAAUAAUCUGACAGGAACAAUGUCUCCACAACUGUUCAGCCUCCCUCAGUUGCAUUUCUUGAACCUAUCCCAUAACAGGCUAACAGGAACCAUACCAAAAGAGAUUGGAAACAUGACACAACUGGAGUCUCUUGAUUUAUCCAAAAAUGAACUCACGGGACAGAUUCCUGAGAGUAUAUCCAGUUUGUCUUUCCUCGAUAACUUGAACCUGUCAUUCAAUAACUUGAGCGGCCAAAUCCCAUCAGGGACCCAACUUCAGAGCUUCAGUGAGCUUAGCUAUAUUGGGAAUGCUGAUCUUUGUGGACCUCCCCUUCCCAAAAACUGCUCAAAUCAUGGCAAUGACACAAAAGCUUUGGGUGAGAAUGAUGAUGAUGGUGAUGAAUCAGAUUUUCUGAGCAGCCUCUAUGUGGGCUUAGGAGUUGGCUUUGCUGUAGGCUUUUGGGGAGUUUGUGGUGCCAUUUUCUUCAGUUGCAAGUGCAGACAUGCUGCUUACUUCAGAUUUCUGUAUGACUUGAGAGACCGAUUUUAUGUCCUGCUGCUCACAAAUCUCAACUCCUUUCACUGAUAUCCAAUUCUCUGCAGGUUCUUUUGAGAAAACAUAAUACAUCAAGAUCUCAUCAGCUGCACUUACCAAAAAGAUCCAGGAGACUUGUGCUAUUUUAGCAUGUAUCAAGUGUAUUGUCAGUAUCACUAGUUUAUUAAUGUAUCCCAAUGUCACUUUUAUAUCAUAAGGAGAAAGUAGCGUAGAUAUAGUUUCUUAGUUUGGAUGUGAUGCAUUAAUAACUAGGAUUUAUUUCUAGUGUGCUUGUUCUACAUAGAGUCAUAGACAUGCCAAGUGAAGAUGUUUUCUUACAAAUAGUUUGUGCUUUGCCAUAAGCUACUACUGUGUGUACUAGAUAAUAACUAAUAAGGAAAUAAAGGGUUAAUAUUGUUUGAAUGUAUGUAUAAUAAAUUAUUAAUUCA
Messenger RNA from Arachis ipaensis, 3185 nucleotides. Its product is annotated as receptor-like protein EIX1. Gene Ontology annotation, molecular function: protein binding. Lineage: Eukaryota; Viridiplantae; Streptophyta; Magnoliopsida; Fabales; Fabaceae. The record is from RefSeq and is a predicted model, not a curated record.